Messenger RNA from Phytophthora nicotianae INRA-310, 2435 nucleotides. RefSeq lists its product as hypothetical. Gene Ontology annotation, cellular component: intracellular membrane-bounded organelle. NCBI's taxonomy places the organism in Eukaryota, Oomycota, Peronosporomycetes, Peronosporales, Peronosporaceae. Bases 70 to 2214 code for a protein of 714 amino acids. Gene Ontology annotation, molecular function: phosphatidylinositol binding. The record is from RefSeq and is a predicted model, not a curated record. The transcript is spliced from 2 exons.
ACUAGCGACCAGUUGCAUCAUUGCGUGCGUGUCCACGAGCCAGACGGCGUAGAGGAAGUUCGCAGUCACAUGAUGGACAUCAACGCUGACCCCAGCGAGCUCAAUUCCAGCCUCCCCCAGGCUACGAAGGCUGCCGCAAUGACCGCCGACAUGGAGGAGAAGACGCCGCCAAAAGGCUGCAAGAAGCAGCUCGUGGCCUGUCGCAUCGAAGGCCACAAGAUACAGAAGAGGCUCUCGCCUAAGAAGAAGGCGCUCGACCCACUGCGCUAUCUACCGGACCACGGCGGGUACUACGCACUGUUUACUAUCGCCGCGUACUUCGAGGCCGAAGGGGACGAAGCUACAGAACGGCACCAUGUUGUGCAGCGAAGCUACAAACAGUUUUGCACGCUGCAUUCUCGACUGUUGAAGACGUAUCCCAAGUCGCAUUUGCCGAAAGGUUUACCCGCAAUGCGCAACAAGAGAUACGACAACGAGUACAUUGAAGAAAAGCGCAACGAAUUGACAAAGUAUUUGGCGCAACUGAUGCAAAUUCCGGAAGUCAAGGCGUCAAAUGUGCUGCGUGAUUUCCUGGAAGCGUCGACGGCUGCGGAGGACAGCAGCGACGACGAAGAUGGACUUGUGACUCCGUCGAGAAUGUUGGAGGGGCUUCCGGGUACGAUCGUCACUGUGCGAGCUGGACAAUCAUUCUCAGUGACAUUGCCCCUGAGUGCUGCGGGGGAUGUGGCGUCGUGGCAAUUUACCACCAAAAAGCACAAUAUUGGCUUCAGUGCCACUUUUGAAGGAGAAAUGAUUCGUGCAUACUCACGGGAAGGAGCGGAUGUGAAACCGGUGAAGGGAUUUUAUCGAUGCACCACCGCUGGUACAUGCACUCUUACGUGGGACAACACGUAUACUUGGAGUAAAGCCAAGGUGCUAAUUUACUGGGCGGAGGUGGAGUCGCAGAAUGGGACACCGCAACAGAGUACACAGCGUCACGCGUUAACAGCGUCUGCUACAUCACAAGAUGGAACUGUGUCAACUGAAAACACAGAAGCUGCAUUGACGGGUAGUGGAUCAGAUACUGUGGAUAUGGAUAAUCGCCGACUCGGAUUUAUUGAGCACACCCGAAGCAACUCGAUGCAUCCGCGGCAUCUGGUGAACUCAUCCAUUUCACUGCUUUCUAAGCCGUUUGUGCACGGUCAUGACGAUGGCUCUGCACAUGGAAAAGCCCGACGUUUGAUCCCUGGGAGAGCGACUUCAGCCCCUGCGCUCACGAUUCCGAGCUACUUACAAGCUUCGGAACACGGUCCUCAAGUGAAGGCUGGAUCGCUUAUUAUUCAGCGCAGUGUCAAGUUCCGUGGACGCAAUUGGUAUCGCAAGUGGUUCGUCCUGGACCCUCGCAAAUGUGUUCUGCGGUAUUAUGAUUCGGAGGCUGCUGCUCGCCGAGGGUUGUCACUGGCCAAGCUCAAUCUGACCAACAAGCACGCAUCCCUGGCUAUCACCAGCAGUCUGAGCUUGGACGCCGCUCCUACGCCCUAUAUGUUUCUCAUCCGUACCAAGAAACAUUGCUGGAAGAUCUGUGCGCCUUCACAAAGUGAGUACAACGAGUGGGAAAACGCCAUCUCAACAGCCAUUUUGACUGCGCAGCUCUCACGUCGAGGCAGGAAGAGCAAGAAGGCGAUGGUUAAAGCGGCAAAAAAGUCUGCAGUGGUGCGAAAAGAUUCUCAGGCAAGUGACUCGGAGGAUGAGACGCCGAAGGCUGGCGCAAUGACGGACAUCAAUGGCAAUGAUGUGGCAACAAUGAGCUCUUGUCGCGACCCAGAUAGACCACUGAGUCCAAUUGAAGAAUCAGACGACGAUGAUGAUGACUCGGACAAUAAAGACGAUGGAGAUUCUGAUGAUGACGAUGAAUCUGAGUCCGACUCAGACGAUGAACUGCAUGAAGGCGACGACAUUGAAGUUGUCCAACCUAUUGUGGACACUGGCUCGCCGAUGCACAUUCAAAGCGAGGCCGUUGGAAGCAUGCCGGACUUGCAAAAGCUUCCAUUAGAAUGGAAGCUUGGUCUUGCUGCCGUGCUGAAUGUGGCGCUUUUGUCAGUGCGAUCCGCCCCCACUGUGGUCAUUGUGCUGGUGCUGUUUAUCAUGGACUGGUACUUGCUACUCCUGUACAUGAAAAACACAAGCGACAAUGAACUGAACUCGUCGUCAAUGGCAAAACCCAAGACGGAAUAAUUUAAAACGUAAAAGAGAAAGGAGCGAUUGUUUUUUGUGUGAAGCGAGAGUUAGUUGUCUAUCUUGUUGCUCAGUAGUUCGAGGUAGUCCGGGUGUUCCCACACAUCCAGGCGUUUAGCUAGUGUUGGGAAUUCACGCUCGAUCGUGGUGAGAAUGUGGUUAAUAACCAACUCGUUGCCCUUCUGGUUGAAGUGAAGCCCGUCGUAUUGGCAAGCACAGCG